GGCUUUCGCGCAGCGCUAAUAAUGAAUUGAUCCUUUCCACGCCUGCGCAUUUCCCAUUCAUCUUUGGUCUCGUGCAUGCACGGAGCCAGCAGGCGGCCCACGUUGGAAUCAGACUCGCGGACGGACAGCAUUCGGUGUAGUCAAGCCACCGUUUAUCAACUCCCUGGUCUAGUGUCUUCAGUUUCACUUGUGCGAUUGUACUGGAGUGUUUUCACAGUACCUGUCUUGAAUGUCCACAACCCCCGGCGUGCUCUUGCAGUGUGAUCUGAUCCGGUGCUGGAGAAGGACCGAGCGGGCCGCUCUUACAGCUGCAGGUGUGUUCGGAGCAGUUCUGGGCUGUGUGGGUGUGAGUGCGUGUGUGAGUGAGUGUGUGGGUGUGAGUGUGUGUGUGUGUGUGUGUGAGUGAGUCUGUGUGCUUGUGUGUGAGUGUGAGGUGGCGCGGGGGCCCCGAAGCGGGCGCAUGAGGAGAGGGCGUGUCCCACCCCACAGCGCUCCCGGCAACGCACCUAGCAACGCAGCCCCCCCCUGCUGGGAGACACACACACCGCUCCUCCCACAGCCAUGAGGUCUAUCCGGUCAUUCGGGAACGAUGACCGCCACGUCAUGGCCAAGCACUCCACCAUCUACCCCUCCUCGGAGGAGCUGGAGGCCGUGCAGACCCUUGUGUCCACCGUGGAGUGCGCCCUCAAGCACGUCUCCGAAUGGAUGGACCAGCAGGCCAACCAAUCACAGGCUGCCAGCAGCCCAGACGAUGACACAGACGCCAGCACAGACGAAUCAGCAGAAGACAGCACCAAGUCAGCCCCUCCCUCCAUGGAGCCUGGCGGUGGUGUCCUGUGUGGGGUGAUCCGGAUCGGCCUGGUGGCCAAGGGCCUCCUCAUCAAGGACGACAUGGACCUGGAGCUGGUGCUCAUGUGUCGGGAGAAGCCCACCGAGACGCUGCUGCGCACCGUCUCCGACAACCUGCCCCUGCAGAUCCAGAAACUGACGGAGGAGAAGUACGAGGUGCAGUGCAGCGUUCCCGAGGCGGCCAUUUUGGUCCAGAGCACUGGCGAUCCCAAACUCACGCUGAAGGUCACGCUCACCUCGCCGCGGAUGAGAGAGGAGGACAUGCCCACAGACGCGGCCGACGCAGCCGACGCAGCCGACGCGGCAGACACGGCCGACGCGGCAGACACGACCGACGGGGCAGUUGUGGCGGACACAGGGGCAGUUGUGGCGGACACAGGGGCAGAUGGGGUAGAUGGAGCAGAUGGGGCAGAAGCAGCAGAUGCGGCAGACACAGAGACAGACACAGAGCGCGCUGAGCCGUGCGCGGAGCAGGAGGUGCUGGACAGAGAGCGGUGCCUGCUGGCGUUGGCGUCCCUGCGGCAUGCCAAAUGGUUCCAGGCUCGAGUGAAUGGGCUUAAGUCGUGUGUGAUCAUUCUGAGAGUUCUGAGGGACAUGUGCAACAGAGUACCCGCCUGGGAGCCACUCAAGGGAUGGCCCCUGGAGCUGAUCUGCGAGAAGGCCAUCGCCACGUGCAACCGGCCGCUGGGCGCUGGAGAGGCGCUGCGCAGGGUCAUGGAAUGCCUCGCCUCCGGAAUCCUGCUGCCCGGUGGCCCAGGUCUACACGACCCAUGUGAGAAGGAGCCCACAAACACGCUGGCCAGCAUGACUGACCAGGAGUCCGAGGCCAUCACGUACAGCGCACAGCAAUCUCUGAGGCUCAUGGCGUUCGGACAGAUCUACAAGGUCCUGGAGAUGGAUCCACUUCCCUCAAGUAAACCUUCACAGAAGUACCCUUGGUCAGAUAAAGAAGGCCUGGGACUGAAGAGACCGUACGAGGACGGGGUGAUGGAUGACAAAGACCUCAUCAAGAAGAUGAAACGCAACCUGAGAAAAGUUCUGGACAGUAAAGCAAUAGACUCGAACCAACCAAUGAACGCGCUGAUGCGGCUGAACCAGAUCCGGCCGGGCCUGCAGUACAAGCUGCUGUCCCAGUCGGGCCCCGUGCACGCGCCCGUCUUCACCAUGUCUGUGGACGUGGACAGCACCGUCUACGAGGCCUCCGGCUCCUCCAAGAAGACCGCCAAGCUGCACGUGGCCGUCAAGGUGCUGCAGGCGAUGGGCUACCCCACAGGUUUCGAUACGGAUCUGGACUCCAUGAGUGCAGAUGAGAAGUCCGACGGGGAGGGCAAGAGCGAGUCGUCCACCAACUCAAGCAAUAACACAUCGCACUCCACAGACAGCUCCAACACACUGGAGGUACACACACACAAACCGGAGGUGAGAACUCAGGGCCCCAUUCUGACAGCGAGCGGUAAGAAUCCGGUAAUGGAGCUGAACGAGAAGCGCCGAGGCCUCAAAUACGAGCUCAUCUCAGAAAGCGGAGGCAGCCAUGAUAAACGCUUCGUCAUGGAGGUGGAGGUUGAUGGGCAGAAGUUCCGCGGCGCGGGACCCAAUAAGAAGGUGGCGAAGGCGAGCGCAGCCCUGGCAGCUCUGGAGAAGCUCUUCUCCGGCCCCAACGCCGCUGGCAACAAGAAGAAGAAGCUCAUCCCUCAGAGUAAAGGGGCCAUUGCGGCUGCCGCUGCUGCGUCUGCUGUGGCGGCUCAGGCAGUCCGGGGUCGAGGCCGAGCCGCCCUCACGAGAGGAGCCUUCAUCAGCGCCGCCGCUCCAGGAUACGUCACGCCAGGCUUCGGGACUCCGUACGGGUACAGUGCAGCUGCAGCAGCUCCAGCUUACGGUGGUCUUUUCAUUGACAAUCCCUUUUACCAGCCUCGGACCAUCGCACCCUUUAUAAUUCACUUGGGUCCUCAAGAUCUCUUCUCUGACUUCUAGAACCAUCAGGUUGUGUGGCUCUAAAGUGUCGCUUCUGCCCUCCCCGGUCCCGACAAACCGCCCGCUGGCUGCCUGCAUCACACAGGGGCGGUCAGACUGCACACACACACACACACACAAACAUUCUCUCUCUCUCUCUCUCUCUCUCUCUCUCUCUCUCAAUCUCCGUCUGUCUUUCUCUCUAUCUUUCUCUCUGUCUUUCUCUAUCUCUCUCCUUCUCUUUCCUCUCCAAGAAAAACUCCCUCCUCUAGCCGAAUUCUCUGAGCGAGAGGGAGUAAAACUGUGAGAAAGAAAAGAGAAAGGACACGACUAAGAGCAAUACUCUUAAUUUGACACUUUGGGUUUUGGCCUCCCCCCCACCCCCCCCUCCUGGCCCUCGGCCCGGCCUGACGUGGGACCUCUGCUCCAAACCGAGGCGGCUUCGGCGGACCGAGAGCCUCUUUGACUAUAGCAAUACUCCUCCAACUCUUUGGUUUGGGGGGCUCAAAGCUUGACCUUGAAAGACGUGAAUGUUCGGUUGAGUCUUGCCCGAUGUCGCACUGCUCUGCUUUUCUUUCUGUUGUCAUUGUGUAUAUUCACUCCAGUGUAUUUGUGUGGCUAUACUAUAAAUACAUGCAUAUA
This is a messenger RNA of Sardina pilchardus (European sardine), 3441 nucleotides long. It is a transcript of the gene strbp, whose product is annotated as spermatid perinuclear RNA binding protein. Gene Ontology annotation, cellular component: precatalytic spliceosome. Lineage: Eukaryota; Metazoa; Chordata; Actinopteri; Clupeiformes; Clupeidae. Gene Ontology annotation, molecular function: single-stranded RNA binding; double-stranded RNA binding. The transcript is spliced from 19 exons. The record is from RefSeq and is a predicted model, not a curated record. Bases 562 to 2820 code for a protein of 752 amino acids.